Molecule: messenger RNA, 723 nt
Organism: Penicillium verhagenii
Lineage: Eukaryota; Fungi; Ascomycota; Eurotiomycetes; Eurotiales; Aspergillaceae
Product: NPP1 family protein
Exons: 2
Coding region: 1-723 (240 amino acids)
Source: RefSeq, a predicted model, not a curated record
AUGGCAUUCAGACUAUCUGCCGGUCUGGCAACCCUUUCCUACUUGGGGGCUAUCGCGGCUGCCAGUCCUUUGUCCCGUCGAGGAACGAUUGCUUCCGACGAAAUUGUCGGUUUCAACCAGACCGUUCCCUCAGGAAUUACAGGCGAGGUCUAUCUGGCUUAUCAGCCUUACCUGUAUGUGGUGAACGGCUGUGUCCCUUUCCCAGCCGUCGAUGCGGAAGGAGAUACAAACGCUGGCCUUGCGACCACGGGGGCUUCCAAUGGGGACUGCAGCAGCAGCACUGGACAGAUCUACGUCCGGGGAAACAGCUCCGGGGAUUAUUAUGCCCUGAUGUAUGCCUGGUACAUGCCAAAGGAUGAGCCAUCAGAUGGCCUUGGUCACCGACACGACUGGGAAGGAGCAAUUGUGUGGCUCUCCGAUUCUACUAGCACAACUGUGGACAACAUUGUCGCCGUCUGCCCUUCCGCCCACGGUAAUUGGGACUGCAGUACCGAUGGGUACUCAGUUGAUGGUACCGAGCCAUUGAUCAAAUAUGAAAGCAUCUGGCCCAUUGAUCAUAGCUGUGGUCUUACAACCACCGUGGGUGGUUUGCAGCCUUUAAUUGCUUGGGAGUCUCUUCCGACCGUCGCGCAAGAUGCUUUGGAUACGACUGACUUUGGAUCUGCCAUUGUUCCUUUCAUCGAUGCUCACUUCUCCACCAAUCUGGCCGAUGCCACAUUUUAA